Magallana angulata is the source of this 675-nucleotide messenger RNA. Its product is annotated as perlucin-like protein. Bases 86 to 637 code for a protein of 183 amino acids. Gene Ontology annotation, cellular component: external side of plasma membrane. The transcript is spliced from 5 exons. The record is from RefSeq and is a predicted model, not a curated record. Gene Ontology annotation, biological process: biological process involved in interspecies interaction between organisms. NCBI's taxonomy places the organism in Eukaryota, Metazoa, Mollusca, Bivalvia, Ostreida, Ostreidae. Gene Ontology annotation, molecular function: carbohydrate binding.
GAAAAUAUGGAAAUUGAUUUCAAGUCGCCAACAUUAUAAAAGUAUAUAUAUUUUACAGAAGUCACCAAUCAGAAACUGUCCCAAGAUGAACAUAUUCGUUGCAGUUGCUCUUGCUUUCGGAGUAUUUGUAGCUGUGUCUGAAGCCAGCUAUGACUUUGCACCAAAGUACCACGCCUUUAAGUAUGCAGCAGCAAAAUUUGUAGCAAGUGGCUGCGGACCAGGAUGGCAUCAGUACAACAACCGUUGUUAUUGGUUCAGCAGACAAAAGCUCAACUGGUACACUGCCUCAAUGAAAUGUGCCGCCAUGGGUGGUUAUCUGGUCUCAAUUGACCAAUCUCACGAAAAUACUUACGUCAGACACAUGUUGAGUGUCUAUGGAGUAAGAGGAGGAUCUUGGCUUGGUCUGAACGACAUUCUGCGACCCAACAAACACAGAUGGUGCUGGGGAUUCGUUGCCAAGCCCUGCCACAAAUUUGACUGGUACAGUAACGAACCCGCGUAUCAUGAGCAUGGUGACUACAACUGCGGUCUGUUCAAGAGGUCCUACAAAUACCACUGGCACGUCGACAGCUGUGGACAAAAGAACCACUAUGUUUGCGAAAAACCACUGGGAAAGCCAUGUGUUUGUGCUUAUUAGACUUUAUCUUGAAAAUAAAUUCAAAGUACAGAAAAUAA